Cajanus cajan (pigeon pea) is the source of this 1315-nucleotide messenger RNA. NCBI's taxonomy places the organism in Eukaryota, Viridiplantae, Streptophyta, Magnoliopsida, Fabales, Fabaceae. The record is from RefSeq and is a predicted model, not a curated record.
AGGUGCAGUUGAGCCUACAUACAAGCUUUACAUUAUGAUCACUACUGCCAAUGCCAACAUCAUUUAUCAUACGUGUAAUGUGUUGAUGAAGUUAUACUGUGCAUUCAUGUUGAUAAGUAACAUAGGAGGGAGUCAAUAUUGAACAAAAAUAUAUUGCUGAGAAGGUUUCUGAUUUACUCAAGAAAUGAAUAUUCCUGAAAAUAGAAGGUGGAUGGAUAAUAGAGUGGAUUGUCAUAGAAGUAUCACAGAAGAAUUUAUUGUCGGAAUUAAUGAAUUUGUGAAUUUUGCUUUGGAACACGAUGAACAUGAUAUUGGACAAGGGAAGAUUAGGUGCCCUUGUAAGAAAUGUAAGUGUAGGAGAUAUGAAACACCUAACUUAGUAAGGGUGCAUCUUUGCAAGAAAGGAUUCAUGGCUAACUAUUAUCAUUGGACAAAUCAUGGUGAACCAAUACCCCCAAUUCCUCCUAUGGUUGCAGAUCAAUCAUACUAUGCUAGUAAUGGGCCUAGGGAAAUGUUUGAUAAUUAUGAACAAUUGGUCAUGGAUGUUGCUGGACCAGAAAUUGGCACCCACCUUGACCAACAUGAUGAUGACAACAACAACAUAAUGAUGGAAGAUCCAAAUGUAGAGGCACAAAAAUUCUUUCAAAUGUUAAAGGAUGCACAAUCUCCUUUAUGGGAUGGUUGUGAUAAAUAUUCUAUUUUGUCUGCUUCUUUAAGAGCUUUAACUUUGAAAACAGACUAUGGUUUAUUUGAAGGAUGUCUUAAUGAAUGGAUGCAAUUUAUGGGGGAUAUAAUGCCAGAUGACAAUCGUUUGCUUAAAAAUAUUUACCAAGCAAAGAAAACAGUUGCUAAAUUGGGGUUAGGAAGUAUGAAAAUUGAUUGUUGUCCAAGUGGAUGUAUGUUGUACUACAAGGAAAAUGAGAUGCUCCAAAAUUGUAAAGUUUGUCAAAGGCAGCGAUAUAAACGUUUUACAAGACGAGGUAAGGACAAAGUAGUGCCACUUAAAAGUAUGUGGUACUUCCCGCUUGUUCCUAGGUUGAAACGAUUGUAUUCUUCAAUGCAAACAGCUCAUGAAAUGAAAUGGCAUCAUACUCAUCAAAGAGAACCUAGUUCUUUGUCUCAUCCCUCAGAUGCAGAAGCUUGGAGACACUUUGAUGAAACAUGGCCUGAUUUUGCUCAAGAGCCUCGAAAUGUUCGAUUAGGGUUGUGUGCUGAUGGCUUUGCUCCAUUUGACAAAACUGGUAGGACUUAUUCUUGUUGGCCUAAAAAUUAUAUUUAUAAUAUAUAUAUAAUUUUACUACCGUUUAUUCUCUAA